AUGAGUUUACAUUUUAGUGAUGAAGAUGAUUUAUAUGAAAAUAAUGCUAAUAAGGAAAAAAGUGAAAGUAAUAAUUUAAAUUAUGAUUUUUUUACUGAUGAGAAAAAUGAUAAUUCAGAAAAUAAUGAAAAAAAUUACAAUGAUGAAAAUAAUGAAAAAAAUUACAAUGAUGAAAAUAAUGAAAAAAAAUACAAUGAUGAAAAUAAUGAAAAAAAUUACAAUGAUGAAAAUAAUGAAAAAAAAUACAAUGAUGAAAAUAAUGAAAAAAAUUACAAUGAUGAAAAUUAUAUGCAAGGAGAAGAAUAUGAUGAAAUGAAAGAAGAUAAUCUUGAAGGAAAAAAAAAAAAAAAAAAAAAAAGUGUCGUUUUUCAAUUGAAAAAUUUAUUUAAUGAAGUAGCACUUAAUAAAAUUAAUAGUUAUAUAGAAAAAAAAAGAAAGAAUGAACAUAGAAAUAGUUAUGAUGAUGAUUCUAAUUUGUAUAAAGAUGAGAAUGAAGGAAGCACAGAUGAAGAUGAAUUACAAAAAUAUGUUAGAGAAGAAAAAAAUAAAAUAAAACAAAUUCUCCCUGAAAAAGAUGAAUUAUGGGAAAUAUAUUUAUACUUAAAUUUAAAAAAAAAGAAAAGAAAAAUAGAUUAUGAUGAAAAAUAUUAUAGUUCAUUGAUUAAGAAAAUAUUAGAAAACGUAGAAAAAGAAUACAAAGAUAUAAUUAAAGAAAAAUUAUUUCAAAAUAAAAAUUUUGAAGAAUAUUUAAUUAUAACUGAUUUUGUAGAUUUCUUAAAAAGUAACAAUAUUCAGAAUAUAGAGAGAAACAUAUUAAUCCCACUUAUUAAAAAAAAAAACUCUUUAAUAGAAAUAAAAAAAAAAUUAGUAGAAUUAUAUAAUAAAGGAAAUUGUUGUAGUUAUAUAAAAGAUAUAAACUUUUUAAAUGAAAAAAAAGAACAAAAUUUAAAUGAACAGGUUGAUAGCAAUGAUAACAUUAGAAAUUAUGAGAAUUAUAAUAAAAAACAAAAUACCAAUUUAAUAAUAGAAAAAGAAAAAUUAAAUUUAUAUUUAAGUAAAUUAUAUGAUAAAUAUGCUAUGAUGAUAAAUAAAAUAAAAAAACAUAAAAGAAAAGAUUUAAGAACAAAUUUUAAUUUAUUUAUGAAUUUAAUUAAUGAAGUUACUUCAAAAUUAUAUUUUUCUAUUCAUAAUGUUUUUUUAAUGGAUGAUAAUAAUUCAAAUAUAAAUGAUAUUUAUAAAACUAUUAGAAGAAAAUAUAAUAUACAUGAUGUUUUAAGUAAAAUACAAAAAUUAACACAAAAAAAAGAAGUAUACGAACAUUAUCGUUCAUAUUUAAUAUAUAAAUAUAAAACAACUUAUCCUGUUUGUGAUAACAUUUUUAAAAAUCAUAUAAUGAAAGAUAAUAUCAACAUAUUUAAUUUUAAAAAAUUUUAUAAUACUGAAUUUUUGAAAGAAAAGUUUUUCAUCAUAAGGGAAGAUGAAGAUACUGAAAUACAUAAUACAAAUAUAAGUGAUAAUGAGAAAAAUGAAAAAGGAGAAAUAAAUAAUGAAAAUAAAAAAAAAAUGAACAAUAAUUCUCCUGAAGAUUUAUUUACAAAUGAUAUAUAUAAUGAUGACUUUUUUAGUGUAAAUAUGGAAAAAAAUAAUUGUAAAGAAAAUUUACAAGAUAAUAAUAAUAAUUAUCUUAAUAUUCCUGAAAAAAAAGAAGAGAAAAAUCAGAAUAAUAAUAUUAAUGAACAAAAAGAUGUGGAAAAUAAUAAUAAUGUUGAAGAAACACCUUUAGAAAAAGCUAAAAGAAUAGCUAGAGAGAAAAAAAAAAAAUUAUUAGAAAGUAGAAUUAAAAUUAUAUAA
Molecule: messenger RNA, 1851 nt
Organism: Plasmodium gallinaceum
Lineage: Eukaryota; Apicomplexa; Aconoidasida; Haemosporida; Plasmodiidae
Product: conserved Plasmodium protein, unknown function
Exons: 1
Coding region: 1-1851 (616 amino acids)
Source: RefSeq, a predicted model, not a curated record